Molecule: messenger RNA, 694 nt
Organism: Coccinella septempunctata (seven-spotted ladybird)
Lineage: Eukaryota; Metazoa; Arthropoda; Insecta; Coleoptera; Coccinellidae
Exons: 2
Coding region: 257-640 (127 amino acids)
Source: RefSeq, a predicted model, not a curated record
AGAUCAAGCAAGAGAUCGGCGUCGCGGCGCCCUUGACAUGAAUACAGCAAGGAGAGCAAGACCGCGGCGUCUUUUAGCGCUCUCAUAUGUCUCUUACCACUUUUAUUUGUCGUUCGCACUAGGAAAUUCGCCCCUCUUCCGUAUAAAACUCGGUGGACAUCCGUGUCGAGACUGAGUAAAUCCCGAAGAGACGCGCUCGUGUGAAACGUUAAUCCUGUUUUGUUAUCAGGGACUAUUCUACGAUUAUCGGACCACUAUGAACUUCCUUUCUCAAUUCGCCUGUUUAUUGCUGGCCCUUCAUUCAGUGAGAAGCCUUCCAGUCAUCGCACAGUAUGAUUUCGUGCAUUCGCCAACAUUCUUCACCGCUCAGCCGUUGCAAACUCAACCCCUACCAGGAAUACUUUACCCAGAAGAACAACAAAAGUCCAUAGCUCACCCAGAAGUAGUACAAACCGCCUUAGCUGAAUCGCAGUAUCCUCCAGAGCUUUUGAAUGAUCAGUACAAGAAUCCUGUAAUAGCUGCUAAAUUGGCGAAAGAAUCUUGGUUCACCAACAAGGAAUUUCCUGUCCAUCAUCGUGAAGCAGAAAAAAUUUCAAGACAAAAAAUUUACGAAAUUGUCGAUAGAAUAGUAAACCAUUGAAAAGCUAUUUGUACAUAGGGAUAUUUUGUAAAUUGUGAUAAAUUAUUUAUUAUU